Penicillium cataractarum is the source of this 1707-nucleotide messenger RNA. RefSeq names its product putative zinc knuckle transcription factor/splicing factor MSL5/ZFM1 (gene bbp). Bases 1 to 1707 code for a protein of 568 amino acids. Gene Ontology annotation, molecular function: mRNA binding; zinc ion binding. The record is from RefSeq and is a predicted model, not a curated record. Gene Ontology annotation, biological process: regulation of mRNA splicing, via spliceosome. The transcript has 8 exons. Gene Ontology annotation, cellular component: nucleus. Lineage: Eukaryota; Fungi; Ascomycota; Eurotiomycetes; Eurotiales; Aspergillaceae.
AUGGCCUGGCGCAAUCAAGGAAUCACAGGCUCCAACAACAUCCCCCUGGGGCGCCGCCGCUUCGGGGGCGAGGAGGAAGAUGAGAGUCGCACCGCUUCUCCUUCGUCUAUGCCUGAUGGACCGAAGCGUGGUCGCAGUCCAGUUCGAGCACCCGAGCCCGCAGCCGAUGGUGUCAAGCGCCGCAAGAAGCGCAACCGCUGGGGCGACCAGCAAGAAAACAAGGCGGCCGGUUUGAUGGGCUUGCCCACCAUGAUCAUGGCGAACUUCACUAGCGAACAGCUCGAGGCGUACACUCUGCAUCUGCGCAUCGAGGAGAUCAGCCAGAAGCUGCGGAUUAACGAUGUCGUCCCUGCUGAUGGUGAUCGGUCUCCCUCGCCACCGCCGCAGUAUGACAACUUCGGUAGACGUGUGAACACUCGCGAGUACCGCUAUCGCAAGCGACUCGAGGAUGAGCGUCAUAAGCUGGUCGAAAAGGCCAUGAAGACCAUCCCUAACUACCACCCGCCCUCUGACUACAGACGUCCGACCAAGACCCAAGAGAAGGUCUACGUCCCAGUGAAUGACUAUCCAGAGAUUAACUUCAGACCUCGUGGAAAUACCCUCAAGAAGAUGGAAACCGAGUCUGGAGCCAAGAUUGCCAUUCGAGGCAAGGGCUCCGUCAAGGAGGGCAAGGGCCGAUCUGAUGCCGCUCACGCUAGCAACCAGGAAGAAGAUCUCCACUGUCUGAUUAUGGCUGACACCGAGGAAAAGGUGAACAAGGCCAAGAAGCUUGUUCACAACGUCAUUGAGACGGCUGCAUCCAUCCCUGAGGGCCAGAACGAACUCAAGCGCAACCAGCUUCGUGAGCUGGCUGCCCUCAACGGUACUCUCCGUGACGACGAGAACCAGGCUUGCCAGAACUGUGGUCAAAUCGGACAUCGCAAGUAUGACUGUCCCGAGCAGCGCAACUUCACCGCCAACAUCAUCUGUCGUGUUUGUGGCAAUGCUGGUCACAUGGCUCGUGAUUGUCCCGAUCGCCAGAGAGGCAGCGACUGGCGCAACGGUGGCGGCUAUGGUGGUGGUGGUCCUCGCAACCCUCGUGCUAUUGGCACUGGUGAUGCUGUUGACCGUGAGAUGGAGCAACUCAUGAACGAACUCUCCGGCGGCGCUCCUGGCGAGUACCCGCCUCGCCGCAUUGAAGCCGGUCCCGAUCAAGGCGGCUACCAGCCAGAUGAUCGUGAUUCCAAGCCAUGGCAGCGUGGCCCGCCUGCAAGCGAUGUGGCUCCCUGGCAGCAGCGACGUGAGCAGCGUCCUCGCGACGACUACGGUUCUCGCGAUCAAGGUGGUCCCGCUCCUUGGGCUACCCAAAACCGUGGUGGCAACGACUACGGCUACGGAUCUCAGGGUGGAUAUUCCGCUCCCGGCACCGCAUCCGGUGCUGCUCCCUGGCAACAGCAAGCUCCUCCCGGCGGCGCUCCCCCUGCUGCUCCUGCUGCUCCCGGAUAUGGAUAUGGAGCCUACGCAGGCUAUGCCUAUCCUCCUGGUAUGGCAGCACCCGGUAUGGCAGCCCCGCCACCACCUCCGGGCAUGCCUUCUAUGGGUGGUUAUGGCGGCGCUGGCAGUCCUCCACCUCCCCCGCCUCCUGGUGAUGGGCCUCCUCCCCCCCCCUCCCAGCGACCAGCCCCCACCCCCGCCUCCCCCUGCUCCCGUCGAUCAAUGGAAAACUAA